GAAACGCUGGUAUGUCGCCAUUUUUAAAUGUCUCGCGUGCUCUAACCAAUUUGCACAGCAUGGCGCGUGCAUUAGUUUCGCUUCGCUAGCUUGCAAAAGUAGAGUUACCUACGCAAAAGUGCUCGAGUACGCCGCAAGUCUUGCGGUUGAGCAAGAUUUCAUUUUGGUAAUCGGGCUCCUCCGGCUACAGUUCAUCAAUUCCGUGACGCUUCUCCGACUAGACGUAGCUCGUGCUUCAAGUUGCCAAGCUGCUGAUUCUCAAGACGUGUUCAUUUCGUGACAACAUCGCCUACGCGCGUCAUGAAAGUGUUGGCAUUGGUUAGUGGCGGUAAGGACAGCUGCUUCAACAUGAUGAAGUGCGUCGAAAGUGGUCACGAAAUCGUCGCCCUAGCCCACUUGAAGCCGAAAGACAGUGAUGAGAUCGACAGCUACAUGUACCAGUCUGUAGGCCAUGAAAUCGUUGACCACUACGCUGAAGCCAUGGGGCUGCCGCUGUUCGAGGGCGACAUCGUUGGCAAGCCGUACAACCAAGCAAGCGAGUACAAGGUCACGGAAGGGGACGAAGUUGAAGAUCUUUUCAAGUUGAUGACAUGGGCUAAAGAGGCAGUUGACUACGAAGCUGUGUCUGUUGGGGCCAUUUUUUCAGACUACCAGCGUGUGCGUGUUCUUAACGUGUGUGACCGACUAGGUGUCAAGAUGCUGGCCUAUCUCUGGCACCGUGACCAGGCCCAGCUUCUGAGGGAGAUGCUAGACUGUGGCAUUCAUGCCAUCCUUAUAAAGGUUGCUGCCUUGGGUCUGGAACCUCACAAACACCUGGGGAAAACCUUGGCUGAAAUCUACGACCACAUGAUCUCAAUGGAAAAAAAGUAUGGCCUUAACGUCUGUGGCGAAGGUGGCGAAUAUGAGACUGCCACUCUGGAUUGCCCGCUGUUUCGCAAGCGGAUUGUCGUAGAUGAAAGUGAAGUUGUAAUUCACUCUGAUGAUGCAUUCGCACCUGUGGGCUACCUGAAGAUAAAGCGAAUGCACCUUGAAGAUAAGCCAGGCUGCGACAAAGAUGCACGAGCAACACCGAAAGUAUCAUUACCACGUUGAUUAAAGGGAAUAUUUA
Molecule: messenger RNA, 1108 nt
Organism: Dermacentor silvarum
Lineage: Eukaryota; Metazoa; Arthropoda; Arachnida; Ixodida; Ixodidae
Product: diphthine--ammonia ligase
Exons: 8
Coding region: 301-1092 (263 amino acids)
Biological process (GO): protein histidyl modification to diphthamide
Molecular function (GO): diphthine-ammonia ligase activity
Source: RefSeq, a predicted model, not a curated record